This is a messenger RNA of Pongo pygmaeus (Bornean orangutan), 2397 nucleotides long. RefSeq names its product rhomboid domain containing 2 (gene RHBDD2). The coding region runs from base 591 to 1820 and encodes 409 amino acids. Gene Ontology annotation, cellular component: membrane. The record is from RefSeq and is a predicted model, not a curated record. Gene Ontology annotation, molecular function: serine-type endopeptidase activity. Lineage: Eukaryota; Metazoa; Chordata; Mammalia; Primates; Hominidae. The transcript has 5 exons.
AGGGUUAUCAGCAGAAAAAGGGUUUAACGAUGGCAGGGUGCCUAGGAGGAGACGGGGGGGAGACCAUCAAAUCCAUCUUCCUCAAGGAGUUCCGGGCUGGGAUUUUAAAGGGCAUUGUGAAGGGUGAGGGGCUGGAAAAUUGGGGUCAUCGACAGGUCAGGGUAAGGGGGAUGAAAUCCUCAGGAUAUGGAAACUGCAGUCCUCAUUGAGUCUUGCUUCUGUGGGCUCCUUCAGAACAACUGGUGUCAGUAAUUAUGCUGGGUCUACGUGAUUCUAGGACAGACGAUGGGCACCUAUCAUAGCUGAUAUGCAGAGCUACGAGCAAGCAGGUCGGAGAGUAAGGUGACCUAGUGAUGAACGCUGAGUGUACUGCAAGCUUCGUUUAUUUUCGUUUUUCCCCCUCCCUUCUUCCCUGAUUAAUUUCCUAAAGUUUAUAGGAGCAGUUUCAGUACCAGCCCGAGUAGAAUGGAAUCAAACACGGUGCUGGAACAUUCCUACCCGGAAGUGGCCCCGACCCCCCCCCCCGCUUCCUCCCGGCCUCCCACGCACGGGGGCGGGCUGAUCGGCGCGACCGGAUUGGGCAACUUGGCAUGGGGCGGGGACUCUGGGAGGCGUGGCCUCCGGCCGGCUCCUCUGCUGUUGCCAAGGGAAACUGCCGCGAGAAGGCGGAAGGAGCAGAGGACCGGCAGCCGGCGUCGAGGCGGAGCGCGGGAACGGCGGCGGCCAUGGCGGCCUCGGGGCCCGGGUGUCGCAGCUGGUGCUUGUGUCCCGAGGUGCCAUCCGCCACCUUCUUCACUGCGCUGCUCUCGCUGCUGGUUUCCGGGCCUCGCCUGUUCCUGCUGCAGCCGCCCCUGGCGCCCUCCGGACUCACGCUGAAGUCCGAGGCCCUUCGCAACUGGCAAGUUUACAGGCUGGUAACCUACAUCUUUGUCUACGAGAAUCCCAUCUCCCUGCUCUGCGGCGCUAUCAUCAUCUGGCGCUUUGCUGGCAAUUUCGAGAGAACCGUGGGCACCGUCCGCCACUGCUUCUUCACCGUGAUCUUCGCCAUCUUCUCCGCUAUCAUCUUCCUGUCAUUCGAGGCUGUGUCAUCACUGUCGAAGCUGGGGGAAGUGGAGGAUGCCAGAGGUUUCACCCCAGUGGCCUUUGCCAUGCUGGGAGUCACCACCGUCCGUUCUCGGAUGAGGCGGGCCCUGGUGUUUGGCAUGGUUGUGCCCUCAGUCCUGGUUCCGUGGCUCCUGCUGGGUGCCUCAUGGCUCAUUCCCCAGACCUCUUUCCUCAGUAAUGUCUGCGGGCUGUCCAUCGGGCUGGCCUAUGGCCUCACCUACUGCUAUUCCAUCGACCUCUCAGAGCGAGUGGCGCUGAAGCUCGAUCAGACCUUCCCCUUCAGCCUGAUGAGGAGGAUAUCCGUGUUCAAGUAUGUCUCAGGGUCUUCAGCCGAAAGGAGGGCAGCCCAGAGCCGGAAGCUGAACCCGGUGCCUGGCUCCUACCCCACACAGAGCUGCCACCCUCACCUGUCCCCAAGCCACCCUGUGUCCCAGACGCAGCACGCCAGUGGUCAGAAGCUGGCCUCCUGGCCCUCCUGCACCCCCGGGCACAUGCCCACCUUGCCUCCGUACCAGCCUGCCUCCGGCCUGUGCUAUGUGCAGAACCACUUUGGUCCAAACCCCACCUCCUCCAGUGUCUACCCAGCUUCUGCGGGCACCUCCCUGGGCAUCCAGCCCCCCACGCCUGUGAACAGCCCUGGCACGGUGUAUUCUGGGGUCUUGGGCACACCAGGGGCUGCAGGCUCCAAGGAGUCCUCCAGGGUCCCCAUGCCCUGAGAGAAUUUCUAGGGAAGUCAUCUCACCUGGCCGUCUGAAGGUCCUCCCUAAGAUUCUCCUGACAAAAGUUAUUUAUUGAACACCUCUAUGUGCCAGGCUCUGUGUUGGGUACUUUGAUCAGUGUCCCUGUUUCAGUCUCAUCUGUACUCACGGCAGCCCUGUGGAGUACGGUGUACUGGCCCAGCUUACAGAUGCAGAAAGCGAGAUGUUCUGCCAUUAAAUAAAGUCACGUGGCUCUUUAGUAACACAGACAAGGCUCCUCGCCAAGGAACUCGUGGCAGAAGAGGGCAGCAGUUGGCAGUGGCUGCCGAUGUCUGUCCCCAGCUCCACCAUUCCUCCCUGUGGCUGUGCCGUGCUCGUGGUUACAGUGUCUGUGUGUCCAUGUGUCUGCCCUUCAGGAGCUUGCAGCUGGUGUGCCUGGCGGUCCCAGGCCUGUGUAGUGUCUCUCCCCUCCCGUGGGCGCCCCCGCCCCAAUUCCUCUCCCCAGAAGCGGUGGGAUGGGCCCCCGUGAACUGCAGCAGCAUGCUGAGGGGUCCAUGUUGUCUGCCUUUGUAUAAAGAAACAGCCUCUGACCUGC